Molecule: messenger RNA, 2031 nt
Organism: Penicillium taxi
Lineage: Eukaryota; Fungi; Ascomycota; Eurotiomycetes; Eurotiales; Aspergillaceae
Gene: rscE
Exons: 3
Coding region: 1-2031 (676 amino acids)
Biological process (GO): positive regulation of DNA-templated transcription
Cellular component (GO): SWI/SNF complex
Molecular function (GO): histone binding; DNA binding
Source: RefSeq, a predicted model, not a curated record
AUGGAUGACACAUCCAUCAACUCAGCUGCGGUACACGAGAAUUCUCAAGCGUUAACUGGGUCUGAUAGUGCCAUGGACGCACCAAACACCGCGCAAUCGCGUCAAGACUCACCCCUAAAAAAGGUCGAGGGGUCUGAUAAUCCCCUUGAUGCGCCAGCAUCUCCCAACCCCCGUGACGGCGAUGUAGAGCAAGAGGAUGAGGAGAUGGGUGGUACUGAGCCCGAUGCCAAACGUGAUACUGAUGGCCUAGAAGAUGCUGCCGGAGAGUCGCAACCACCCGCAGACGCUACCGAAGGUCUGGAAGAUGCCGUUGGCGAAGAUCAGCCUGCGCCUACAAAGUCCUCUUUGGAGGCCUCCGCCCGCGAGCACCUCGUUCAGCAGACCCACGCCAUCAUUCUUCCCAGCUAUGCCACCUGGUUUGACAUGAAUACUAUCAACCCCAUUGAAAAGAAAGCUCUUGCGGAGUAUUUUAAUGCUCGCAACCGCAGCAAGACGGCGGCUACUUAUAAGGACUACCGAGAUUUUAUGAUUAAUACUUACCGACUGAACCCGAUUGAAUACCUCACUGUUACUGCUUGUCGUCGUAACCUUGCGGGUGACGUCUGCGCGAUCAUGCGCAUUCACUCGUUCCUGGAGCAGUGGGGUCUUAUCAACUACCAGGUUGACCCCCAAACUCGCCCUUCAAACAUUGGCCCGCCAUUCACUGGUCACUUCCGAGUCGUUGCAGAUACCCCUCGGGGAUUGCAGCCUUUCCAGCCCGGUCCUCAAUCCUCUAUCACCGCCGGCAAGCCUCAUGCUGCAACCGACCGCGCUGCCUCCGCUACUCCUGCUGCCAAGAGCGAACUUAGUAUCGACCUCCGCCGUAAUAUUUAUGACGAAAAUGGCAAAGACCUCACCCCUGCUGAUGACACCGAGAAGCAGACCAACGGCGAAGCGACAAACGGAGUUGAUAUUCGAGAACCCAAGAAACUAUCACACUGCUUCUCCUGCGGUAUUGACUGCUCACGACUUCGUUUCCAUUUCGCCAAGCCGACACCGACGUCAGCCAAUCCCGCCACUCCAGAUGCCAAGUAUGAUUUAUGCCCGAACUGUUUCCUCGAAGGCCGCAUGCCAUCCAGUCACAGCGCUUCAGACUUUGUCAAGCUCGAAGACAAGGGCUACAGCCACAUACCUGACAAGAAUACUCCAUGGGCAGACGCUGAAGUUCUUCUGCUUCUGGAGGGACUGGAGAGCUUUGAUGAGAACUGGGAACAAAUUGCAUCCCACGUGGGAACUCGGACUCGUGAAGAAUGUGUGAUGAAGUUUUUGCAGUUGGAGAUUGAGGACCAAUACGUGGAAGAUAUGCCAGAGCUGCGUGCAGCUCCUGGCCGUGACCCUAUCAAUUCCACCGAAAACCCUGUUCUCUCUGUGGUCGCUUUCCUCGCCCAGAUGGCUGAACCUGCUGUGGCUGCCGCCGCUGCUGGCCGAUCCGUUGAAGCGAUUCGCAAGGAAUUGCGGUCUCAGCUUGAGAAGGGCAAAGGCAAGGAGGGAGUCAAAGCGGAAGAUUCCAUGGAGGUGGAUGUCCGUGAGACUGAGCUACAAAUUGAGAAGCCCAAGGAGGCUCUUUCCACUGUUGCCCUGGCUGCUUCCGCUGCGCGCGCUGGAGCUCUUGCAUCACACGAAGAGCGUGAGAUGACCCGUUUGGUCGGUGCCGCGGUCAACGUUACUCUGCAGAAGUUUGAAAUCAAGCUGCAGCAGUUCAACGAGAUGGAGGAAAUCAUCGACGCCGAGCGCCGUGAACUAGAGCAGGCACGUCAGCAGCUUUUCCUGGAUCGGAUGGCAUUCAAGAAGCGCGUUAAGGAGGCGCAGGAUGCUUUGCAGGCAGUCAGCAUUCAAGGUCCUAACGAGCACACCAGCACUAUGCUUGUGAAUGCCGCCACAGCUGGAAUUGGCAAUCACUACAGUUUCCAGUCCGUCGGCAGUGAUAUUCGGGCGGGUCCUCAGCCUCUGAGCGCUCAGGCUGGUGCCGACUUCAAGACUCUCGAUCUGUAG